Molecule: messenger RNA, 1047 nt
Organism: Cylindrotheca closterium
Lineage: Eukaryota; Bacillariophyta; Bacillariophyceae; Bacillariales; Bacillariaceae
Source: the annotation of a GenBank genome assembly
AUGCCAAAGAUACGCUUACGAAUCAUCUGGAUCGCGCUGUCUGCUACUGUGUUAGCUUCUUCUGGUCGUCAUGCAGCAAUAGUCCAUGCCGUGGCGGUACCAAGUGGUAUCAUUCCCUUCACCAGCUAUAGGGAUGACUACGACAAUCCAUCCUUGCAACCGGCCUUGUCGGAUGAUGAUGACACUAUCGAAGGCUUUUUCUUUCACCGAUUCCAAUCCCCGUCAUCAAUUCAGGCCGCCCUAAAAAAGAAUCUGAAACGAAAGAGAAAUCCGCUUAAAGACUUUCGCGGAAAGGAUGGUCGUGCCGGCAAGGUAUCUUCCACCAAACUGAAUGGGGAUUGGGUAUUGGCGGAAUCUAGUCAAGUGGCGGUGAAUUGCACUGUAGACGAAGUCCUCGCUGCUUACCUGACACCUUCACUCCAAGAGAAAUGGAACGAAAAGGAUGUCAUUCAGUGCACCUUUCACGAAAUUCAGUGUGAUGAUGAUGAGAUUGACGAUGAUUACAAUCCCAAUGCAAAAGGAGAAGAUGCUCAACCAAAAAAGGGGAUAUCAUCACGAAGAAUACCAGGGGGAUUUGGAGGAGCAAUGCUGCAAUCCUUGCAUCAUGACAAGGAUGAAAAGUCUGGUGGUGGUAUAAGGUACCGCCAAGACUUGGUAUUGAAAUCGCAACGAGUGAUUCGUAGCCAUACAGGUAUCAUGAGAUAUUGCCAAAGUGUCACCAUUGACAAGAUCGGCAAGGACAAUUAUUCCGUCCUGGUUCAUUUGGAUCCGGAAGCAGGAGAAGGUACAACCAAACGUCCAUUUGAUUCAUUAUCCGUCUAUGUUGGACUCCAACAGGCUGGACAAAAUGUGGAUAUUUAUGCGGCUGGUGUCAUGAAAGUCAAUCGCAAGGUCGUGCCCAAUUUAGUAAUCUUUGAUGCCAGUGGUAUCGCUGGAAGCAUGGCUGGAAAAGGGACCUUGUGGCUCGCUGGGCAUUUUGAGCAAAGACGACAACGAAAACUAGCAGGGUCUAGCAGUAGAAUUAGUACUAGCGAUAACAAACAAUAA